Molecule: messenger RNA, 1293 nt
Organism: Telopea speciosissima
Lineage: Eukaryota; Viridiplantae; Streptophyta; Magnoliopsida; Proteales; Proteaceae
Product: putative F-box/LRR-repeat protein At5g54820
Exons: 3
Coding region: 9-1265 (418 amino acids)
Source: RefSeq, a predicted model, not a curated record
ACUACAAGAUGCGGAAAUCGAAGAAGCAAUUUGCGGAUUUGGUUGAUAGAGCCUUACUACUUCAUGAGAGCCAAAACUUUCGCGAACUUAAGAUAAGUUUCCACUAUCUUGAUCAUUAUGACCUUACAACUCGUGCUGAUCAAUGGGUUCGCUUUGCACUGACAAAUGCCCCAAUGGUCGAAAUGAACUUCUCUGGUUGUGAUCGUAAUCCGAACCCUUCUCCUGAUAAGGGUCUGGGAAAACUUUACCAGUUGCCUCCUUGUCCUUAUCCAUCUAAAUUGUUGAAAGUUAUGAAAUCAAACUUUUGUCUGUUUAAGCCAUCAGAGCACAAGAGUUUUCCUUAUUUAGAGACUGUGAUUCUAACAGAAGUUAAAUUACCUGAUACGUCGGUUCAAGAUCUAAUUGCUAUUUGUCCUCACCUGGAAUUCCUACAUCUGAAAAGGUGUUAUCUUCCGGGGGAACUUACUAUUCACGCUCCACAGUCACAACUCAAGCACUUAUGGAUGGAUUCAUGCAUAGGUCAUACGGGAUAUAGUGUUUUUCAGUACCAUAUAAACGUUCCAAGUCUUUUGCACUUUCAGUUUGUGGGGAGGAUGGUGGAUGGAUUCUCUUUAAAGAAUUUAUCAAAGCUGAUUGAUGCAAGCUUGGAGUUUCCACAGGAUCUUCUCUUUACAAAUCACGGUGAAAUGCUCUGCGAACUUCUAGAGGAUAUGGAUCAUGCCAGGGCUUUGACACUGUCAAGCUGGUGUCUUCAGGCUCUGCCAAUUGUGGAUGACCUCGAUGGGUUGCGAGAAAGUUUGCCUUCUCCACUCCACAAUCUAAAGCAUUUAACACUUCAAACAGGUUUGGACAACUAUGGACUUGUUGGGUUAGCUUGCUUGUUGAGGAGCUCUCCUAAUCUGGAGGCUCUUUCAAUAGAUAUUGGUUACUCUAUUGACAUGAAUUGGGACUACAUAGACGAACCUGAAUACUUAGAUAUUUUUGAUUUUGAUGGGGGAAAAUUUUGGGAGUCACAGCUGCUUCUCUUUCAUUGUUUAACUCAUCAUCUUAAGAAAGUUGUGAUCAAUGGCUUUAUGGGACGAAACCGUGAAAUAGGGCUAGUAAAAUUUUUGCUCAAGGGAUCAUUGAUUUUGAAGGAAAUGGUUAUCACCCAUAUCAAUUGCUUACGUGUUACCAUGCAGUUCUUAAAGCUAAAGUUUAAUAUUGGUCGAAAGUUAUUAGCUCUCCCAAGAGCUUGUCCUUAUGCUGAGAUAAAAUUUUCAUAGAACAUCUUGGAUUUUUUGUAUAGACUGU